Messenger RNA from Pelagomonas calceolata, 2720 nucleotides. Lineage: Eukaryota; Pelagophyceae; Pelagomonadales; Pelagomonadaceae. The record is from the annotation of a GenBank genome assembly.
AUGAGUCUUAGGCCUUCUGUAAGGUCUGGAGGGCCGCAGCGGUCACGGAUAAGCUGUGUGGUCGCUGCUCAGUAAAUAAUAGUGAUCUCUAAGAGCUCGAAAAACGUGCUUCGGUCUUUGGCUCGGUGCUUGCUAGUGUGUCUUACAGGCCGCUAGCCCAUACGCGAUUUCGCCGCGGGCGCGUGAAAGCCAAGCUGAGCCGUGUGCAGAGUGCUGCAUCAGUCACGCGAAAGCGUGCGCCAGCAAGCAGACCGCGCAGAAACGCGCGCAUCCAUCUGUGCGGCCCAUUUGCUGGUCCCCUCUCACAACACAAACAACAACAAAAAUGGCAAAAACCACCUGGAAGACCUACUUCGGCGAAGCCCCGGAAGCACACAGCUCCGACGACGACGACUACCACGAGGGCAAACCCAACGGCUACACGCGCGACGAGGCGCGCGAGCGCGACCGGAAGUGGUCGGAGAUCAAGGCCUUCGAGGCCGCUCGCACAAUCACAGUAUUGACCAAAGCAGACCACAGAGGGCUCUGUAGCAGUGUGCGGCCCGUCGACGGCGCCGAGGCCGUGGUGUCGUACGACAUGCGGGACAACGGCGACACGCUGCUGAAACAGGUAAAGCGCCAGGUCGUGACGGUCGGAGCCAACGACGCCCAACUCGAUGAUGUGCUACGAGAGCUGCGCCGUGGCGAGCGCGCCCGCGUCACGCUCGACGACGGCAGUACAAUGGACGUGACGCUGCACUUUGUUAGAAUAGAGCGCGCCGUCGCGCCGCGGCCGAGCCCCUGGACACCACUCAUACAAGGAGCGUGCCGUUCAAAGCGCGUCGCGCUCGGGUCCUCUACACAAAGGCCGCGCUGGGGCGAUACGGCGACGGUGAGGAUAGGCGCCGACGAAGCGAGCCUCGGGGCGUCGCAGCGCGUGGUAAUGGGAGGCGCCCAUGAAUUGGAAGAGGGCGUCGAGGCGGCUUUAUUAGGCAUGAAGGCCGGCGAGGUUUGCGAAGUCGUGGCCUCAGGCGAGUUUGGUUCUGGAAGGUGCUGCGUGGCUCUUGGUGACAUCGAAGGUAGUAAGCCGGAGCCCGACGUUGAUGGGGCGCGGCGCGUCGCGGAGGAUGGACGGGAGAGAGGGCUGGCUUUCGUUGACAAGAACGAGUGGCGGCGCGCCGAGGCCGUGUUUUCGCGGGCGCUCGGCGCGCUGGAGGAGAAUUUGGAUUUAUUGAAAGUGGAAGAUAGGAGGGAUAUCGAGAAUGAAGUGGUCGCCCCGCUGCUCUUGGACAUCGCGGCGUGCGCGCGGCGCCGCCAAGGUUUUAGUGACGAGGACGUUUGUUUGACGAAAGCAUUAGGAUUGGCUGUUGAGCGGGAGGGCGGCGCCGCGCGCGCUCGUGCGUUAUUACGUCGAGGCGCCGCGCGCGCGGACCUGGAACGCUUCGCUGAAGCAAAAGACGAUCUGAAACGAGCAGCCCAGGACGCGCGAAAAAUAGCGACGGAUGCGAACGCAUCAAUGGAAGCGCGCAAAGAUAUGCGAGACGCCUAUGAGGCUUGUAGGACUGAGCUCGAGCGACUGGUGCGCCAGCGGAAGGAACAAAAGGCUCGAGAGAAGGCGGGCCUGUUCGGCGGAUUGGAUAGGGCCUUCUCCGACGUCGUCGAGGUCUCGGAUGACAAGCCGCCCAAACCGCCGCCGUUGUUGUACGAGAAAGAAAUUGAGACAACAUUACGCAAGAAGCAACCUUGGAACCACGACCCCCGCUACUACGAUGUACCAAGGGCGCCCCAUGUGGUACCGCCGCCGGCGGAGACUAUCAGGACCGAUAAUUUGAAGGGCGAGUUCGAGGCUAUCGACGAGGCCGAAACGGAGCAGGCGAAGUUGUCUUCCAUGUUAAGGCAGAACGUGGUCAUGCAGCAGAUGUACGACUGCAACGGCACGGGCCGGCGGGGGAAGCCGUCGAACGACCCCGAGUAUAUGGGUGGCGGGAUGGUGGCGUGAUGAGUAAGACUGUGAUUUUAUCCUGGCGGCGACGGCGUCUCGCGGGCGCGGAGCACUCCUUGCGCGUAUCGUAAACUGUCCUCAAUAUUCAAUGUGAGCGGAUGCGCGCCACCGAACACGCGCCGCGCGAUCCGUUCAAUUUCCUCGAUCGUCGCCACGGCCUCGCGGAGAUCAUCGAGCGUGGCGGCGGGGUCCGUGUAGAACGCCCGCGCGUAAAGCGACCUCAUUUUGAGCGUCAGUCUAUGUCCUUCUCCAAGAACGCGUCGCGCCACAGGUAUCGUUUUGUGCAGCAGCGACCUGGCUUCUUCGGCUUCGGGCGCUUGCUCUAGAUCAACGAGGGAGUUCGCAUAGUUGAGGGCUGCUAUAAAGGUGUUCAAGUGUUCCUCGCCAUUGAGCUUCAAACGUCCAUGAGGAUUACGCCGAACGCCCGUUAGACGACUACAUCGUUGACGUGACCGAAGCUGUGGAGAUCUUGGAGAAGGACGAACGGACGACGCGAAGUGUCCGAGGGAGCGACCAUCCCGAGGCCCAGCGCGUGGCGGACUUGCUCAGACGGAUGCGAUUGAGGCUCAAGCGCGCCCGCGACCAACAAAGCGCAGCUGAAAUCGCGGCGGACGCAGAGGAUGCUCGUUUAGCGGCCGAGGAGGACGCGUCGUUCGACUCGGACACGUACUCGAACUCCGCUUCCGACGCGUCCGAAGACGAGGACGACGAAGGAGAAGACUCGGCCUCGGAGAGCUAG